GAAAAGAAGCUCUACCUCGGACUAGGGGUCCUUCAAUUGCUGUUCCCAAUGUUGUGGUUAAUUCUUUAAAAGCUAAGUAUUGAGGGAUCCUGUCGUAAAUGCCCCUAGAAGUAGUCCAAGAAAAUGACCACUUUUUCUGCUUCGGAGGAUUUCAGCGUCCCGCGUCCGCGUGAGUUGUGUCUGUUUCUUGAAGGAAUCAACCAAUCCAAACAGCAGUUUGACGUUAUUAUUGUUUGAUCCCGCAUAUUUCCAAUCAUUCUCCAGGAUAAUGGUUCCCCAAAAUCCUGGGCAUAAUUUUCCUGUAGAUUGAACUACAUUAAUUUUUUUUAAAAAAGCUUUGUUUGAACAAAUCCCCCCUUCUUAUAGCAUCGGUUUUCUCUUCAAAAUCUGAUAUUUGGUGGGGGGGAAAGAUCCCAACUUUUCCGGCAAAAAAUGGCGUCCCACGAAGAACAACAGAAAGAAACCAUCUUCUCAUCGUCGUCAUCCUCUUCUUCUUCUGAUCAAUCUUCUAUAUUAGAACUUCGUGACAAGCAUCAGAAGGAGCUGGAGAACCUGACAUUGAUGAUACAGCCACUGAAGACAUUUAAGUUCUUUGUUCUUGCUGUUGUUAAUUGCCUUCAGCAACCAAUACUUUACAUUUCUGCCAAGAGAAGUUGGUUUGUCCUCAUAAGUAUCCUUGCCGUGGGUGGUGGAGUAUUGAUCAGAACCCUUUGGAGGCCAGAUGAAGAGUAUGUUCUGGAAAUUGGCAAGUAUCUCGAGUAUGGAAUCUGGUGGUUGGCUCUGGGUGUGGCAUCAUCAAUUGGUCUUGGGUCUGGUUUGCACACCUUUGUUUUGUACUUGGGUCCUCACAUUGCAUUGUUUACAAUGAAGUCUGUGCAAUGUGGACGGUUUGACAUAAAAAGCGCUUUAUAUGAUACAAUCCAGUUCAGAAGGGGUCCUUCAUGGCUGGAUACUGAUUGCUCAACAUAUGGACCCUCACUGUUCCCGUUACCUGGUUCACGGGUUCCAUUGACCAGCAUAUUGCAUCAGGUUGAACUGGAGGCUAUGCUAUGGGGAGUUGGGACUGCACUUGGAGAGCUUCCCCCAUAUUUCAUUUCUAGAGCAGCAUAUAUAUCUGGUAGGAAGCUUGAAGUCAUGGAAGAUGUGAAUGCUUCUUCAGAAGGAGAUUGUGGAAUUGUUGCAAAUCAUCUAAGUCAAGUGAAGAAGUGCUUCCUUUUGUACUCAAAACAUUUGAACUUCUUCACAAUUUUGGUUCUUGCUUCGGUGCCAAAUCCUCUGUUUGAUCUAGCCGGUAUAAUGUGUGGACAACUUGGUAUCCCGUUCUGGAAAUUUUUUACUGCAACCCUGCUUGGAAAGGCAAUAAUUAAGACUAACAUUCAGACAUGUUUUAUAAUCUCAGUUUGUAACAAUCAACUUUUGGACUUGAUUGAAACUAAAUUAAUUUGGUUUCUGGGCCUUGUCCCUGGAGUUGCUUCUGUCUUGCCCAACAUUGUGGCGAAGUUGCAUUUUGUCAGAGAAAAAUAUAUGGAAGCCUCUCCUCUCACUCCCUCCAAUGCCAAGGUGAAGAAGUGGAAUAUUUCCUUGGCUUCAUUUUGGAACUCUGUUGUACUGCUCAUUCUUUUGAAUUUUUUGGUCAAAAUUAUAAAUGGAACAGCCCAGAGUCAUAUGAAGGAACAACAUGACAAGGAAAUGGCUCAGCUGGAAACCAAUUGAGGUAUUUAAAGACCUUGAGGAAAAAUUAGGAGCCUACAGUUUGCUGUAGUUUUAGCUUUGCUAUAUCAAUUAUAGGUUCAUGAUUUGAACCAAUAUAGAACUCUACCAAUGUACAGAUUCGUUGCACAAUAUCUACCAUUAGUAGAGGCUAUAAUUUGAUUGACUGCCUCGUCCUGUAUAUUCCACAGAUGUAAACAAUAGGGCAAUGAUUGGAAGUUGGAACGUCUGAUUAAUUCUCUUUUGGGCUGUCAAGCUACAUUCAAUUCAGUUGCCAAUGUGUAUAGGAUAAUCUGUACUUUGACAUCGUUACUUAAUACUGUCAUGCCCUUUUGUUGUGUGGAUGCGUAAGACGGAACUAUUUUACCUUCUGUGGCUCAGAAAUUUUCACUACUAGCAACAUUGCCUGGUA
This is a messenger RNA of Coffea arabica (coffee), 2122 nucleotides long. Its product is annotated as vacuole membrane protein KMS1. NCBI's taxonomy places the organism in Eukaryota, Viridiplantae, Streptophyta, Magnoliopsida, Gentianales, Rubiaceae. The record is from RefSeq and is a predicted model, not a curated record.